AUGGAGAGCUCUGACGAUGAAAUGGACAUUAUCGAGCGUGCCCCACCCAGGUCCCGUGUACCACCGAGCAAAGAUUUAGUCUUCAACGAACGGGACCAAGGUCUAGACGAUGAUUCUGAAGAAAUCUUAACUUCUGAUCCGGAAGAACUUGCCGAGAUACUAGCUAAUCGCUCUCUCGAAAAGUAUAUCAAGGAGAAAUCUGGUCCUUCCAGUCCUGAUGUAAUUCAUCCGAAUCGGGAGAUUAUUGAGAAUGGCUCUCAAGAGCAGAAUUUUGAUACAAGCUUGCCUAAAGUAAACUUGUCGAACUCAUUACCUUCGUUGGGAUCAAUACGCUCCCCGCCUCGAGAUGCUUCGCAAACGUCUAGCCCUACUCAAGCAUCGCAAUCCUCCGUGGAUAGCAUGACGCAGUAUACAUAUGAUAACAACGCCGAAGCCCCAAGCACUCCACAGCCAGCCCCUCCGAAUUCAUCACCGAAUUCGACUAGGAUCAGGUAUUCCCCUCCUGACUACCUCCAGUAUUCUUUACGGCGCACCCCAGACCAUAGUGGGACAACUAAACAAACGAAUCCAGAAGGUGAUCCAUUGGCGAACUCUCCCCGAACGGAGGAUCAUUCUCGGAUCGAGUCCACUCGACCGCUAAGUCCAAUGUCCUUGGACGAACCGCACCUCUCUUCUCAACUUUCUCGCGCCUCAUCGCCCACUUUACCUUCGCCCACUCAAUCUUCACCAGCACCGAUACUUCAUCCACAAAAUGAGCCAUCGACAAACGACAACCAAACUCCAGCGCUUUCUCCGACUCGUUUGGUCAACAUGAUGAGAGGGGACAUGUCUGCUGACAUUGUCGAAGCACAAGGCGUCCCAGAUGAACUGCACAUCCCCGUUCAUGGUCGAACUCUCCGUACUCGCACCGCUCGACAACAGCAUCCAUAUGCGAUCGAGUAUGCUCAGUACAGACGCACAAUGCUCCAAGCGGGCUUGAAUGAUGCUAUCAUACGGCCACAAGUGCGCGAUUCUCAAGAUCCUCAAGGUGUCAUUCAUGCAAAACACCCCAGGCCUUUGGAUCCAGAAAUGAGAGAAUUUAUUGUCCCCGAGGAUGAAGAAUCUCAGGAUUUGUACGUUCCUCCCCCUUCUCCCCAACACGAAAGGCGAAACACCAGGGACGAGCAACCUACGGUGAACAUGGAUGAUCUGCUCGCAGGUUUUGGUGGAGCUCUGUCUGACGACGAUACGCCAACUAGAAGAGCCGCCAGAAAAGACAAGGGAAAGGAAAACGCGGGAUCGAGCCCAAAGAGGGCACCCUUAAAGCCGAAACCUUUCCCGCUGAACGCGAAAUCUGUAACAGCUGAUGAAGCUCGCCGGUCGCCGAGUCCAAUUACGCGAAAGCAUGUCGCCCCAUCCACGCUGACUCCUCGCAUUCCUCAAAGUGAUCGGUUCAGAAGAUCUCCAGGGUCCAGCUCGAGCGAUUCUAACAUACUACCCGAGUCCGACAACGACUCUGAUUCAUCGGCUACCGUCUCUAGCUCAGGUUUAUCCGAUUCAUUGGAGCGAAAAAGAAUGCGAAUUCUCAAUAGAAUGAUGCCUGCUGCUUGGGUUCGAAGACAAGCAGAACGAAUAGAAGCUAAACGGGACAAGACAUUGAACCCUCCAAAGCGACAGACAUUACCACAGACCGGAGGCACCAAACGAAACCUUGCUAACUUACAGCGACCGCUUGUACUCCUUGGAGACUCUGAAAGUGAAGACGAUGAUAGCACAAUGAAACAAGAGGAUGACCAACUCAACAUUCCCCCCUCUCCAGUGACUCACUCUAUGGACCGAUCUCCAGCACCCGCCCCCCUCCGUCGGCGCCAGCGUAAAACUCAGGUUCUUUCAGAUGAUAACGAUGGCGAUAUUGUCGAGAUAUCCUCUUCAGAUGAGCGCUCCAUUUCAUCAAGUGCCAUAGUGCCGAAGCAUAUGGAUGACGAUGAAAUAUCUUCCUGGUUGACGAGAAGGAGCCCAGUGCGAUCAGGUGUUGGUGGAGAUCUUAUAAACCGUAUGCUCAGUAGAACUGGAGAAUUUUCGCGAAACACCAAACCUACGCCCAAGAAACGAGCAGGAUACAAGCAAGAUGGAACAAAAAUGAAGCAGGCGAAGCUCACAUCGAUGUUUCGCGCCUCCAGUCAAGACGGAGUUAUCGAACUUUCCUCUGAAGACGACAGGCCGCGUGCGAAACGUACAAGCGUUCGGAUCCAUCUCGACAUAAGCAGAAAUCAAGGGCACAAGAGUUCCCAAGCCCGGCGGACUUUCACCAUACGCGGAGAUUGGGCAGACCUUCUCGAUGGGACGGUAGCUCCUACGGCCAACACUCAAAAAGCCAAAGACAAAAAAUCUGCAUAUAACCGGACUGCAUCCACCAGCAAUUUGCAUAUUCGAGAGGGGCCUGGUUCUGCAACACAAAACAGCGGGGCCGGCGAGCGGCCUCAACAUACACGCUCAUUCGAUCACAAAACGGUUUCCACAGACUGCGGGAUACUUCCAUUUGUUCCGCAUACGAAAUUUGCUCCUUCGACUUACAUCGGACGUGGGUUUCUUCAAAACUUGCUGGAUGCGGUAACGACAGUUGAUACUCCGCCUGUUGAAGCGACUCCUGUCGUCGUUUUUGGAGAACAUUUGGAUGUUCGGAUCACAGGAUCUGAAUUUGUGGAGAAAGUACGUUAUUUGGUACUCAGAUGGACUGGCUGGCUACUUGGUCAAGAGAGCGAGACUGAGCUAAACGUCCAACGGAGUUUUCGCUACGUAGCGCUAAUGAUGACCCACAUUCUUGAAGGCUCAUCUAGUGUAACUCCGCUCAACUCUGAAUCGAUCUCGGUGUCUCUGGAUUUUUUGGAGGAAGAUGCAACGGAGAUCCUCGCAUUGAUUAACUCGGUCUCCCAAGGUGAUCCGGCUUUCAAGAUUCGACCAUCGAAUCAAGCAUCAAUUGGCUAUCAUUUCAUUGGUUUUUCGUUGAACUUGCCGCUCGUAUCGUUUGCGGCAAUCUUUGACUCUGCCGUCCAAGUUUUGAUUCGCGCUUUGCUGAGCUAUAGCAUUUCAGAUCGCCUUCAAUAUUCAUAUAGCUCGGUUAAUGAUCUCAACGAUCCCAUUCUCGAAAUAUGGGUAUGUCUGAUUUAUUUGGUCGAUGAAACCCGAGUUGCUGGUGCAGUCAAUUGGAAACCACUGUGGAUACAUGUCGAACACGUCCUAGAUACACCAACAUUUUCCCUCCCUUACAAAGUUUUUGAAAGCGAGAGGCGUUGGGAAUACAUUUUCGCCUUUUCAGCACUCAAUAUGUUCUCGAGCCAAACUGGCCGAUUAAUGCCGUCACAUCCACCUAUCUCGCGUUGGGCAUGGGUUUGCAAAACCAUUAAGGACGUUCGGCUCAAAGAAGACAGCAAUAUUGCUGGAGCAAGCGCCAGGCAACAACGAAUUGACUUCUAUGUGCGCACGGUAAUGGCUCGGUGCUGGCUCUUGCAUACAAUGUGGGGUUGGAAUUACCAGCAUUACGACCGUCUUUUCACGCUUAUCUAUCCUAUAUUCCAAUCUCGAAAGUUAGCCAAAUUGAAGGACGAAAAGACCGAUUUUCCUCCCUUUAUUCGCCACCUAGAUCUUGAAAGCCUAGAUCGCUUCAGCAACGGCGACUCUGCAUGGAGCAUUUUCUUGAAGAUAUUUCGCCGUGCUAUUGUUGACAAUCCCGGUGGUGCGCGUAAGCUAUAUUCAACAUGUAUGCCCAUCGGAGUAUUGAAUUUUACGGACGAGAACCCGGCCACCGACAUGGACCUUUCUCGGCUUUUAAAUCGAUUCGCCAUUCUCUUGGUAAUCCUAAUCACCGAGCCCACUCAAGACCGCGCAGUGGAUUGCGCCAAGAGGAUACAAGCUCUAAUUCCAUUCCAUACUGCAGAUAUGCGCUCGCGCGAAGCAUGUAUUCGCGCUUUUCAAUACGCCGGUCUCCUGCUCAAAUUCUACAAACUGGAUUUUGCCCCGCUCGCUUCCUGGAUGCGUAACAUGGUGACUUCAUUGCAAGAGGGCAUGAAAAAGGCCACGUCACUUCCUCAGCGUAACCGUCUCGCAGUCUUGGUAUUAUGCUUACUUCGUGGCGUUUCCGCUGUCGUCAGCACAGCGGGCUUCGAUCGGGAUACUACGCUUGAAUACCCCGAGACUGGACUCCUUAUUCCAGAACUUUUUCAAUUGAUAUUUCAGGUGGACAUGAAGAGUAAUCCGGCCGCCCGACGAGAGAUAAGGCUUUUCUUGGAAGCUUUUUGCAAUGCUCGUGAGGCGUUUAUUGCACGACUUCCCCCAAAGCCCAUCCCACCCAUUGUUCAAGAUGAAGAGAGCCAAGAAAGCUACGGGUUUAACGAUUUCGAACUCGAUUUGAAUGAUCCAGAUGUGCUAGCUGGCUUAGACGCGGCCGAAGGAGAUGAGGUGCUCCCAACAAAUAACCCAGAUCCCCUAAUAACAAAAGAGAGGAACUUUGCGGAACUCGUCAGGACUACCAUUUCCCCUGUCAUUUUCGAAAAUGUGAUCCUCGGGCUCGGACUUGACGACCGCCGAUUGUCGGUGGCCCCGGAACGCGAAAACGACCAAAGUGAAGAAUAUGCUUGGGUCAAAGUUUGGGUUAGCUGUGUUAAGAUUGUCGUAGAGAAUCACCAAAAAACUUGGUGGGAUCAUCUUGGCAAUUGGGGUGGUGCACACCAAGAACGGAUUUCACGAAUAAUCGACGUCGGUGCCGAACGACGUGUGCGUAUACAAUUCUGCUACCUUGCUAUGAAGUGCGCCCCAAACCUAGUCCGACAGGCCAGUAGGGAACAAAAACAUCUGCUUAUAUUGCCGUGGUUUCAAUGCCUGCCUCACCAUCGAUACACUGUGGAGCACAAGUACACAGCUUUGAUAUGCGACCGUGGGUUGACUUCUAAUCCCAUCCUGGAGGGGCUGCCGUGCCGAUCAAACGACAAAGGCGAGCACUAUGUUCUCAGCACUGAAUUAAUGGCAGAGCGCCUUGAAUACGUCCGCCGAGUUCUGGGGAACUUGAAUAAGUUAGCGAGAGAUGAUGAAGGCAAUCCCAUGUCCACGCAUGUAACACGGGGGCGAGAGUAUAUUGCUAAAUUCUUCGAAACAAUGAAGCAUACCUGGGAGUAUUUGGGACGGCCAUUAGCGUUCUCGGCUGACUGCGGUUUGGUUCCCUCGUACUUGGAAUUUUGCAACGAUGUCAGGAGAAUUACGGGAGAACUCUUACUUGAGGCUUCGGUCAAAGACAUGUCUCUUCGGCUUUCUUGGGUUCCUCGACGUUUGUAA
This is a messenger RNA of Rhizoctonia solani, 5304 nucleotides long. Its product is annotated as Mus7/mms22 family protein. Gene Ontology annotation, biological process: double-strand break repair via homologous recombination; replication fork processing. NCBI's taxonomy places the organism in Eukaryota, Fungi, Basidiomycota, Agaricomycetes, Cantharellales, Ceratobasidiaceae. The transcript has 11 exons. The record is from RefSeq and is a predicted model, not a curated record. Gene Ontology annotation, cellular component: nucleus; Cul8-RING ubiquitin ligase complex. Bases 1 to 5304 code for a protein of 1767 amino acids.